AUGGGUUCAGACGUCCGUGACCUGAACUCCCUGCUGCCCCCGGGGCCGGCGGGCCCCAGCCCUGGCUGCCCGGCACUGCCCGUCAGCUCGGCCCCCCAGUGGGCUCCGGUCCUGGACUUCCACACGGCCGCCGCCUCGCCGUACUCUUCCCUGGCGGCCCCCCACACCUCCCUGGGGCCGCACUCCUUCAUCAAGCAGGAACCCAGCUGGGGGGCCGCCGGGGACCCCCACCACCACGACUCGGACCCCCACUGCGGCCUCAGCGCCUUCACUGUCCACUUCUCGGGUCAGUUCACCGGCACCGGGGCCUGCAGGUACGGGGCGGCGUUCGGGGCCCCGGCAGCAGCACCGUCCAGCCAGCCAACGGCGGCCGUGGCCCCCCCACACCACCACCAGCCCUCCAGCAGGAUGUUCAGCAACCCGCCCUACCUGACCAACUGCAUGGACACGCAGCCGGUGGGCCGCAACCAGACAGGUUACGGCGCCGUGGCCUUCGAUGGAGCGGCUAACUACAGCCACACUCCCAGCCACCACAGCUCCCAGUUCAACCACAGCUUCAAGCACGAGGACGCCCUGAGCCAGCAGAACUCCAUGAGUGAGCAGCAGUACCCCGUCCCUCCUCCGGUCUACGGAUGUCACACUCCUUCAGACGGUUGCAGCAGCAGUCAGGCGCUGCUGCUCAGGAAUCCCUACAACAGCGGUGACAAUUUAUAUCAAAUGACCUCUCAGUUGGAGUGUGUGGCUUGGAACCCUGUCAAUACUCUGGCCUCCACCAUAAAGAGCCAUGCAGCCGGCUACGACAGCGACCCCAGCACCCCCAUGGUUUACAGCUGCAGCACCCAGUACAGAAUCCACACCCACGGAGUGUUCAGAGGGAUCCAGGAUGUCCGUCGGGUUCCCAGCAUCGCUCCGGCCAUCGUCCGGUCCGAGAGCAGCGAGAAGCGUCCGUUCAUGUGCGCCUAUCCGGGAUGCAACAAACGCUACUUCAAGCUGUCUCAUCUGCAGAUGCACAGCCGAAAGCACACAGGAGAGAAACCCUACCAGUGUGAGUUCACGGACUGUGGACGGAGGUUUUCACGCUCAGAUCAGCUGAAAAGACACCAGAGGAGGCACACAGGAGUUAAACCGUUCGAAUGCGAGACGUGUCAGAGAAAGUUCUCUCGGUCUGACCACCUUAAGACUCACACACGGACUCAUACAGGUAAAACAAGUGAGAAGCCGUUCAACUGUCGGUGGCCAAACUGUCAGAAGAAGUUUGCCCGAAGUGACGAGUUGGUGCGACACCACAACAUGCACCAGAGGAACCUCACCAAGCUGCAGCUGUCCGUCUGAUCGGGUUAAAUCUGUGCAUAUUUAUCCGUCUCUGCUUCAUUCACCCUCAAAAACCCAACAUCCCAAGUUCUAAAACGUCACUUAUCGCUUCAAAUUCAGGAGCUGCAGUCUGAUUUCUGAGGCAAAAUGCAGAAUCUGUCUGAAACAAAGUCACAUUUAAGGGUUAAAAAUGUGGUGUUCUGUUAUUAAAAGUUCACUCUGACGUUC
Acanthochromis polyacanthus (spiny chromis) is the source of this 1539-nucleotide messenger RNA. RefSeq names its product WT1 transcription factor a (gene wt1a). The transcript has 9 exons. The coding region runs from base 1 to 1332 and encodes 443 amino acids. Gene Ontology annotation, biological process: negative regulation of apoptotic process; regulation of transcription by RNA polymerase II; negative regulation of cell population proliferation. The record is from RefSeq and is a predicted model, not a curated record. Gene Ontology annotation, molecular function: RNA polymerase II cis-regulatory region sequence-specific DNA binding; DNA-binding transcription factor activity, RNA polymerase II-specific. Lineage: Eukaryota; Metazoa; Chordata; Actinopteri; Pomacentridae. Gene Ontology annotation, cellular component: nucleus.